GACGAGUUCUCUCAGCAUGGCUCGGACACUGAGCUUCUCCUGGCUCUUAGUCUUUCUGCUCUUCCUCUCUGGACUGCAGUGUGACCAUGGUGGUAAAUCUAACAACAGGCAAAAACGGGACAUCAGCACUGACCAGCCUCGUAUGAUAUCAGAAAGUGGUCACCUCACAUUCUCUGCUGGCUACAACAAAGACAUUCGCUUCACAACCUCAGGGACAGGAAGUGUGAAGGUGGGGGCCGAGGAUCUCAUCCAGCAGAUAAAUCAGAUCAAAAUGAACAAAGAUGACAUCGAUACCAUAAAGAACAGUGGCCCUUCUCCGGAUAUUACAAACCAGCUCAAUCAGCUCAACACCAGAGUGACGACGCUUGAGACAAAAGUUCAGACAAUAGAACAGACAGUGCAGCGGAAGACGUGCAGCAGCAAUCCAUGUCAGAACGCAGGAACCUGCUUGAACUUGUUAGACGCAUUUCAUUGCCUCUGUCCUGACAACUGGCAGGGUCCUACAUGUGCAGUGGAUGUGAAUGAGUGUCAGGUGUUAGCAGGAACUCCGCUGGGCUGUCAGAACGGGGCCACAUGUGUGAACACACCCGGAUCUUUCACCUGUACCUGUACUGCAGAAUGGUACGGUCCACACUGUACAUCUCGCUAUGAUGACUGUGCAGGCGGAAGUCAGGAUCUGUGUGUUCACGGCUUGUGCAUCGAUUCAGACAGAGUCAAUCCCAAUGAGCCCAAAUAUAAGUGUAUCUGUGAUGCUGGCUGGAUGUCUCCUCCCGGAGAGUCAGCGUGCACGGCUGAUGUUGAUGAGUGCAGCCUCCCGAACAAACCCUGCUCCACAAACCCCCCUGUGCAGUGCUUCAACACUCUGGGCUCGUUCUACUGCGGCGCCUGCCCUGCAGGAUGGCAGGGUAACGGUUACAGCUGCCAGGAUGUCGAUGAAUGUGCCACAAACAAUGGAGGCUGUUCUACUUCCCCCAUGGUACCUUGUCUCAACACCAUGGGCUCCUUCCACUGCGGCCAGUGUCCUCCAGGCUAUGAGGGAGAUGGGAAGACUUGCACUCAAGCUGACAUCUGCUCCACCAACAAUGGAGGAUGUUAUCCACUGGCUACCUGUACUUCUACUCCAGGAAGUAUUAUCCCAUCAUGCACCUGUCCUCCUGGUUAUGUGGGUAAUGGCUAUGGACCUACGGGCUGUACUCAGAUCAGUGACAUCUGUGGAACUAGUAAUCCUUGUGUAAAUGGUCAGUGUGAGAAUACAGCAACUGGCUACAUCUGUCGCUGUGACCCGGGCUGGGCAGGGCAGAAUUGCGAUCAGAACGUGAACGAGUGCUCUAGCAAUCCCUGCCAGAACGGAGGCACCUGCACCGACGGCUUCAACGGCUACACCUGCACCUGCACCUCCCAGUGGACGGGCCCGCAGUGCCAAACUCCACAGCAAGAGUGUGGAGGAGUUUUGGAAAGUCCAGCUGGCACAUUCAGCUACCCUACGAAUCCUGGAACGGGCGAUUAUGAUCACCAGGUCAGCUGUGCGUGGGUUAUCAGAACCGACCCCAGCAAGAUUCUGCGGAUUACCUUCCCUUUCUUUGACAUCGAGAACAGCGCCUCCUGCAACUUCGAUUUCCUGCAGGUCCACGACGGCGAGAGCGCCUCAGCUUACAUGAUCGGGAAAUACUGCGGCACUGCCGCCCCAGCCGAACUCUUCAGCUCCCACAAUUCUCUGUACUUCUGGUUCCGCUCUGACCAUUCAGUCAGUGGUCGUGGCUUCACAGUGGCCUGGCAAUCGCAGGCACCAGUGUGUGGUGGGGAGUUGACCAACACAUACGGUGACAUCAAGUCACCCGGGUACCCAGGUAACUAUCCACCUAACCGGGACUGCUAUUGGAUGGUGAAUGUGAACCCUGGUCUGCUCAUCACAUUCGCUUUUGGCACCCUCAGUCUGGAGCACCAUGAUAACUGUAACUUUGACUACCUGGAGAUCAGAGACGGACUGCUCCCAGAAGACCCGGUUCUGGGAAAAUACUGCAGUACAGCAUCACCACCACCUCUACAGACGACGGGACCAUCUGCCUGGAUCCACUUUCACUCUGAUUUCAGCAUCAGCGAUCGGGGAUUUCACAUUACAUACACUACUUCACCAUCUGACCCGGGCUGCGGAGGCGUCUUUACAGACGCAGAAGGCAUCAUCAUCUCUCCUAACUGGCCUAAUAACUAUGCUCACAAUAGGCAGUGCAUUUAUAUCAUCAGAAUGCCACGUAGUGAACAAGUGGCACUUAACUUCACCCACAUGGACCUUGAAACUCAUAGUGGCUGUCUUUUUGAUUUUGUUGAGGUUCGAGACGGGACGGGUGAGACCGACCCACUCAUUGGGAAGUACUGUGGCUCCACCCUGCCAGCACCAAUAUUGUCCACCACUAAUGGACUCUGGAUCCGUUUUAAGUCUGACAGCUCUGUGUCCCGUGCUGGCUUCAGGGCCAUGUAUGAACUUGCUUGUGGAGGAACCCUCUCUGGAAGCGGUCAGAUUCGCACUCCCCUGCACCCUGACCCCUAUCCCCACAACAAAGUGUGUGAGUGGGUCAUUAACCAGCCCGAGGGCUAUGUGGUCACUCUCAACUUCCUCACCUUUGACGUUGAGGGAAGCAGCACAUGCGUCUUCGAUUAUGUUGAGGUGAGAGAUGGUCCCAGCAUAGACUCCCCUCUGAUUGGUCGAUACUGUGGAAUUAACAUGCCUCCCAUGCUGGAGUCCACCCAGAGGUCCAUGUUCAUCCGCUUCAAAACAGAUUCAUCUGUCUCCAACCAUGGUUUCACUGCUGAGUUUGCAUCUGCAGAGCAAGGUUGUGGAGAGACUCUUACAGAACCAACAGGUUCAUUCACCAGCCCAGGACAUCCCACUGACUACCCUCAUGGAGCCAAUUGUACCUGGUACAUCUCCGUUGAGCCUGGCAACCUCAUCCGUCUGUCAUUCACAACCUUCAACCUGGAGUAUCACACCAACUGCGCAUACGACUAUGUGGAUGUCUACGAUAAUGGCACAGCGCUGACUGGCACUCUUAUGGGCAGGUUCUGUGGGCGCUCCGUUCCUCCAUCUCUAACCAGCACUGAUAGUCUGAUGACCGUCCUGCUGGUCUCUGACUCCAGUCUGUCUGCGGAAGGCUUUUCUGCUGAAUAUGUCUCCAUCAAUGCGAGCACAGAUUGCAGUGAGGUGUUUAGGUCACCCACCGGGGAGUUCAGCUCACCCAACUACCCUGACAAUUACCCCAACAAUCGGGAGUGUGUGUAUAAAAUCAUAGUGGAAGUCAACAUGCAGAUCAUGCUGAAUGUCACAGAUUUUGAGCUGGAGGGGUUCAGUUCCUGUGGUUUUGACUAUUUAGAGAUCAGAGAUGGAGGCUAUGAAACAUCCCCCCUGAUUGGUAAAUAUUGCGGAACAAAUGGUCCACCCAUCAUAGUGUCACAUAGCAACAGACUGUGGCUGAAGUUCAGAUCUGACCACUCACUCACCUACAGGGGAUUCAAAGCCCACUGGGAUGGCACACAGACAGGUUGCGGUGGGACGUUGACAACAAGUGUGGGAGGUUUCACCUCUCCCAACUACCCCCUGCCGUAUCACGCCAACGCCGAAUGCUACUGGCACAUCAAAACCAGUGCAGGAAGCACAGUGGAGCUCAGCUUUGGAGACUUUCACCUGGAGAACAGCAUCAACUGCUACUACGACUACUUGGCGGUGUAUGAUGGUGACAGCACCAGUUCUCCUGAGGUGGCCAAACUGUGUGGAAAUCAGAUUCCUCCUCCCAUCAGCUCCUCCCGAGACAACAUGUACGUGAAGCUACGUACAGACAGCAUCAUCCACACAGGCGGAUUUCUGGCUAACUACCAAACCAUUUGCCAGGGUGUGCUGAUCGCCAACCGGAGCCGGGGAAAGAUUGAGAGCUUGAACUUCCCCAAUGACUACCCAUCUCGUGCCGACUGCAGCUGGACCAUCCAGGCCUCCAUGGGCAACACCAUCAACUACACUUUUAUAACCUUUGAGGUGGAGCACCACGUUGGAUGUGCCUAUGACUAUGUGAAGCUCUAUGAUGGUCCAAACGAUCAGGCUACUCUGAUUGGUACGUUCUGUGGGAACACGCCUCCUCCAGCCAGCACCACCACCGGUACCAGCCUCCACAUUGUGUUCCGCUCCGACAUGUCUGUCUCAUACAGAGGCUUUCAGAUGGACUGGUACCAGAAUGGUUGUGGUGGGGAACUCUUCGGGCCCACUGGUGCUUUCACCAGCCCAGGCUAUCCGGACAAAUACCCAGCAAACCGUGAGUGCAUCUGGCACAUCCAAACAAGCCCUGGAAGUAGCAUUUCCAUCACCAUCCUUGAGUUUGAUGUGGAAUAUCAUCCUGACUGCAACUAUGACAAGCUGGAGGUGUACGGAGGGCCUGACCUCUCCUCCCCACGAUUGGCCCAGCUCUGCACCACACGCCCUCCCAAUAACCCUCUGCAGGUGGCCAGCACAGGUAACACUGUCACCGUUCGAUUCACAUCUGAUGCCGUCGUGAGUGGCAGAGGCUUCAAUGCAACCUGGGUAGAAGUUCCUGGAGGAUGUGGAGGGAUCGUCACAGCCCCCAAUGGAGAGAUCCACUCUCCGCAGUAUCCCAGCAACUAUCCUGACAAUGUGGACUGUUCCUGGGUCAUCACAGUGGACGUAGGCAAUCGAGUCUUCUUCAACUUCACUGAUCUGGAUCUCGAAAGUCACAGCUCAUGCAGUUUUGAUUACGUGACUAUCCAUGAUGGUCACCAUGAGUCUUCUCCACUCCUGGGUAAAUUUUGUGGAGUCUCCAGGCCUUCUCCCAUUACGUCCACAAGGAACGUCAUCUAUGUUCGCUUCAGGUCAGAUCACAAUCAGAACCGUAAAGGCUUCAGUGCCCAGUUCUCAGAAGCAUGUGGAUCCACUAUAGCUGCUGAUGAUGUGGGUGGUGAGAUUGCAUCUCCUCGUUAUCCAUAUUCUUACCCACCCAAUCAGAACUGUAGUUGGAUCAUACAGGCACAGGAGCCAUUCAAUCAUGUGACUUUGUCCUUCACUGACUUUGAGGUUGAGAUGGUGAAUAGUAACUGCUCUCAUGAUAGUGUGGAGAUCCUGGAUGGAGACAAUUACCAAGCCCCAUCUGUUGGUCGGUACUGUGGGAAUGAGUUGCCACACUCAGUCACUUCAUUCAGCAAUGCCCUGGUGGUAAACUUCAUCUCAGAUGCUUCAGUAGGGAGGAAAGGUUUUAGGGCAACCUACAUGGCCUCAACCUCAGGCUGUGGGGGACAUCUGUAUAUGGAGUCAGGUGCUUUUAACAGUCCGAACUAUCCUGAUGUAUACCCACCUAAUGUGGAGUGUGUAUGGACCAUCACCAGUUCCCCUGGGAACCGUCUACAACUGUCCUUCAUAAUGUUUCAGUUGCAACAAAGUUCAGACUGCAGUAGUGACUACCUAGAGGUUCGUGAAGGACAUUCCACUGGUACUCUGGUUGGUCGUUUCUGUGGUGAUUCCCUUCCUUCCAACUACACCUCUAUAAUGGGCCACAUUCUUUGGAUCAAGUUUGUCUCUGACUCCUCAGUCAGCGGAGCUGGAUUUAGAGCAGUAUUCUCCCACUUGUAUGGAAAUGACAUCACGGGCAGCUCGGGACAGAUAGCCUCCCCGCUUUACCCACGCACCUACCCAAACAAUGCAGACUACCACUGGACCGUCACAGUGGACUCAGAUUCCCACAUCCAGAUUCAAUUCCUGGACAUUGACAUAGAGGACCUAUUCAAUUGUUAUUAUGACAAGCUCAAGAUAUAUGAUGGUCCCAGCACCAGUGCUUUACUUAUGGGUGAGUUCUGCGGCCUGACUCUGCCCAACCCAGUAAGAAGUUCAGGCAGCACUAUAACGCUUGAAUUUAAAUCUGACAAUGUGAUUGGAGGAAAAGGCUUCCUGCUUGAGUGGACUGCUGUUCAGGGCUCCGGUCCUUUGCCAACUAUACAGCCAGGAGCAUGUGGAGGAACAUUGAUGACAGGAGACAAUCCCCAGUUCUUAUUCUCUCCUGGUUGGCCCGAGCUGUAUCAGCAUAACCUUGACUGUUCAUGGGUGAUCCGGUCUCCAAAUUCUAUCGUUGAGUUUAAUCUGCUUUCUCUGGACAUGGAAGAUGAGGUUUUGUGUCUCCAUGACAGUCUAUCCAUCAGGGAUGGUGACACCAACUUGUCUCCACUGAUUGCAAAGGUUUGUGGGCGGGAGCUGCCUGGCUCUCUGCACUCUAAUGGUGAUGCCAUGUUCCUUCGAUUCACCUCUGAUGGCAGCAUUAAUGGCAGGGGCUUUAAUGCCACCUUUUCCAGAGGUUGUGGUGGGUUCCUCCAUACAGACAGAGGGGUCCUAAGUUCUCCUCAAUAUCCACAGAACUACAAGCCCAACAUGAAUUGCAACUGGCAAGUAAUGGUCACCUCAGGGUUUAGAGUGUCCAUAACCUUCCAAAGUCCUUUCCAAAUACAGGGUUAUGGCGAUCACUGCAGCUCAGGUGACUACUUGGAGUUACGUAACGGACCUGAUGGCAACUCACCGACUCUAUCAGGACGUCUCUGUGGGUCCAGUGCUCCAUCCACAUUUCAAACCACAGACAAUAGCCUCUAUGCCCACUUUGUCUCUGAUGGCUCUAAUGAGGCGAGUGGCUUCAAAUUUGUAUUUGAGGCCCACAGUUCAGCUUGUGGUGGUCUCAUUGAGCUUAAUGAUGGAGAUCCACCAGGAUACAUCACGUCUCCUAACUAUCCAUCAAACUACCCCCAAAAUAUUGACUGUGUAUGGAUAAUCACUGUACCCAAUGGAGAGGCUGUACAGCUUGACUUUGAGGAUGAGUUCUACAUUGAGGCCCAUACUGGAUGUAUGUAUGAUUACAUUGAGAUCCGUGAUGGUCCCACAUCAGAUGCUGCUUUGAUGGGCAGACUUUGUGGCAACACCCGCCCAUCCACACAGCAUUCAUCCGGCACCACCAUGUAUAUACGAUUCAGAACUGAUGGCAGCGUCACACAUAUUGGUUUCAAAGCCAAGUACUCCAUUGCUACAUGUGGAGGUACCUACAUUGGUCAGAGUGGUAUCAUCAGAAGCCCCGGUUAUCCAGACUCAAAUUAUCCAGACAACUCUAACUGUGAAUGGUACUUGGAAGGUCCCACUGGACACUAUCUGACCUUCACCUACACUGCCCUUGACCUGCAGAGCUCCUCCAAUUGUAACAAUGACUAUGUGGAGAUACGUGAAUACAAUGCUUCAGGUCGCCUGCUGGGGAAACACUGUGGAAACAGCGUUCCAACCCCCCUGGACACUGGAGACAGUUUUGCCUAUGUAAAGUUUGUCAGUGAUGGCAGCGGGAAUGCUGCAGGGUUUAGUUUAUUGUUUGAAGCCAGCGUCGAAGAAUGUGGAGGGGAUCUGAACGCACCAUUUGGAACCAUAUCAUCUCCCAACUACCCCAAUCUUUACCCUCACAGCCGAGUAUGUCGCUGGAGAAUCACUGUUCCUCCCGGUCGUAGGGUCACUUUUACGAUCAAUGACCUGAGGCUGGAGGAGCAUGGCACCUGUAUGUUUGACUAUGUGGAGGUCAUCAAUGGUCUGACACCCAGUGCCCCACAUUUGGGUCGGUUAUGUGGGACAGUCCCUGCUGGUACCCAGUUGAAAUCUUCUGGGAAUACUAUGCUUGUAAUUUUCAGCACUGAUUCAUCUGUGUCUAAUGGUGGAUUCACGGCAGAUUACUCUUCAGAAGAGGCAGCAGUGUGUGGUGGAAUACUCAGUCAACCUGGAAACUUCACCUCGCCUGACUUUGGCAAUGGAAACUACAGCAACAACCUGAACUGUGAAUGGCUGAUCCAGAACCCACAUCAUAUGAAUUCUUCCAUUGUGGUUAUAAUAGAUGAGCUCCAUCUAGAGCAUCACCAAACCUGCGAGUGGGACUACUUGGAGUUCAGACUGGGAGAUAUGAAUGGAGAACUUUUGGCUCGUUUAUGUGGUCAAUCCUCUCCUACGAUCCCCAUAGUAGUGUCCACCCCUGAACUCUGGGUUCACUUCCUGUCCGAUGAGGCUGUGGGUGACCUGGGCUUCAAAGCCACGUAUUACUUUUCAGAAUGUGGAGGGUCACAAAGUGGAGAGGGAGGUGCCAUCUCUAGCCCUGGAUAUCCCAAUAACUACCCCAGCCCGAGCCGCUGUACUUGGUUUCUCGAAGCUCCGGUGGGCCACACUAUCAUUCUCACUUUUACAUACUUUGAAGUGGAGGAACACAGCCAGUGCACCUGGGAUUCAGUGACUAUCUUCAAUGGAGCCUCGCCAGGAUCCCCAGUUAUUGGUCAAUACUGUGGCCACAACUCUCCAGGAACUAUCCAAUCAGGCUCCAACAAAUUAGUUGUUUUGUUCCUUGCUGAUCAUACAGUGUCCAGAGGAGGAUUUACUGCCACCUGGUCAACGGACUCAUCAGGAUGUGGAGGAAUUAUCCAUGCUGAUACAGGCACCAUCAAAUCUCCCAAUUAUCCUCAGAAUUUCCCAGCCAAUACUGAAUGUUCCUGGACCAUCAUUGCCCAUGAUGGAAACCAUCUAGAGAUGGGCUUUGCCAGUGACUUCCAGAUCCCAGACUCAAGUGGACAGUGUCAAAACAGUUACAUCAAGGUGUGGGCUGACAAUGUACAGAAUGAUGAGAAUCUCUUGACCACUGGUUGUGGCACUACAGCCCCAGCUGCAGUCAUUGCCCCCCGAAAUGUUAUUACGGCUCGUUUCCAGUCCUCAGAUACACCUGGCAAAGGCUUCUCUGCUGCAUUCUACACUAGUUGUGGGGCCAAUUUCACAGCUUCAACUGGCCGUGUCGUUUCUCCAAACUACCCAGACCACUACCCGGGAGGCUCCAACUGUAAUUACAUUAUUGAUGCUGGAGAUCAGACCGUGAUUGUGCUUACUUUUAAAACUUUCCAGAUAGAGGCACACUCCACAUGUGUCUAUGAUGGUGUAAAGAUCUAUAGUGGCAUCACCACCAGUGGUGUUCCCUUGGCUACUCUUUGUGGAAAUACCAUCCCAGGCAUCUUCACCACAUUUGGACCAAUGCUCAUCAACUUCUACUCUGAUUCUAUCAUCCAUGACAAUGGCUUCCUGGCAGAAUACAGAACCAUACCAUGCGGUGGUGUGUUUAAUGGCACUUCUGGGACAAUCAGCAGUCCAUCUCAUUCUAUCACCAACUACCAUCACAACAUCAACUGCACAUACUACAUAUAUGUUCGUGACAACCGUGUCAUUAAUCUCAAGUUCAACUCUUUCAGUCUGGAAGCCUCCUCGACCUGCCGCUAUGACUAUGUGGCGGUGUAUGAUGGAGAGAACACUCUGGCCCCACUAGUGGGGAAGUUCUGUGGACGUGAACUACCGCCCAACCUCAGAUCUUCAUCCAAGCACCUGUUUCUCGAGUUUGUUACAGACUCGUCGGUUGCGGCAGAGGGUUGGAGAGCAACGUACAGUCCUCAGCAGGGCUGUGGCGGUUACUUGUCUUCUUCCCCUACCGGAACGUUUGGUUCUCCUGAUAUUGACAUGAAUGGUCAGUACGAGCCACGUAUGGACUGUAUGUGGACCAUUGCAGUGGAGGUCAAUAAAGGCAUUAACCUCACAUUCACAUCCUUUGAGCUCGAAGACUCCACUGGAACCCUCUGCAGAUAUGAUUAUGUCAAGAUCUAUGAUGGUGACAGUGCUAGUUAUCCACUGGUUGGCACAUUCUGUGGAGAUGUAGUACCUGCCCCCUUCGUCUCGGCCAGUAACUUCCUGACUGUGCACUUCAUCUCGGACGGCACUGUUCAACGCCGUGGCUUCAUUGCCACCUACAGCACAGUGGACCGUCUUUGUGGUGGAGCAUUCAAUGCCACAGCAUCAUCUCAGACCAUCACAUCCCCAUAUUACCCCAACGCCUACCCGCCGUUCGCCUCUUGCCGCUGGGUGCUGGAUGCUCCUUCUCAGGAGGUGGUGAAAGUGUCUGUUCAGCAGUUUCAUCUGGACUCCAGCCAGAGCUGCACCAGCAACUUCCUGGAGUUUAAAGACUUCCCUGUGGGAGAUUAUGGACAGGCUCAUAAGUUCUGCGGCACUGACUCACAUGUGCCAGACUUCUACAGUUAUGGCCGCACCAUGCACAUCACCUUCAAAUCAGAUGUCUUCAUGACUGGCGACGGAUUCAGCCUCACAUAUCAGGUGGCAGGUUGCAGCAGGGUGUAUGAACAGGAAUACGGUUACCUGAAGAGCCCAGGCUGGCCUGACAUAUACCCUCAUAGUCUUGAAUGCAGCGUCGUACUGCAGGCCCCUCAGAACAGCGCCAUCUCUCUGUUCUUCACCAGAUUUGAUGUGGAAAAUCAUCCGUGCAGGGUGUAUGAACAGGAAUACGGUUACCUGAAGAGCCCAGGCUGGCCUGACAUAUACCCUCAUAGUCUUGAAUGCAGCGUCGUACUGCAGGCCCCUCAGAACAGCGCCAUCUCUCUGUUCUUCACCAGAUUUGAUGUGGAAAAUCAUCCUUCCUGCAACUUCGACUAUCUUGAGGUCAGAAACGGCAGUACUGCCACAUCGCCUCUGUUAGGGAAGUACUGUGGAAGCACACUGCCCAAUCCUGUCUUCCCAGGAAGCAACCAGCUCUUCCUAUAUUUCAAGAGUGACUUUACUACAGCCCGUAAUGGCUUUGAGAUCACCUGGACUUCCUCUCCACAGGGUUGUGGUGGUGUGUUAUAUGGAGACCACGGCUCUUUCGCCAGUCCAAACUACCCUGGCACUUACGCCAACGGCACUUCCUGUGAGUGGGGAAUUAGGGCUCCUAGCGGCAGAGUGGUUACGGUCACAUUCAACCAGAUCAGCAUUGAUGAUCCAGGAGACUGUGAGAACAACUUCUUGAAGCUGUAUGAUGGACCGGAUGCUAAUUCACCUGUUGUUGGGCCGUACUGUGGAACGGAGACAAAUAUCGCUCCUUUCAGAGCUUCUUCAAACCUUGUGUUUGUGAAGUUCUCAGCCCAGUCUGCCGUUCUCCCGUCUGGGUUCAGACUCACCUGGAGCAGCUGAGAAGAAAUUUGAAAAAUAAAUAUUCAUACAUACACACACGCACACACUGAAACUUGU
This is a messenger RNA of Sinocyclocheilus rhinocerous, 11098 nucleotides long. It is a transcript of the gene cubn, whose product is annotated as cubilin (intrinsic factor-cobalamin receptor). Lineage: Eukaryota; Metazoa; Chordata; Actinopteri; Cypriniformes; Cyprinidae. Bases 17 to 11041 code for a protein of 3674 amino acids. The record is from RefSeq and is a predicted model, not a curated record. Gene Ontology annotation, molecular function: calcium ion binding. The transcript has 67 exons.